AUGGUAUCCUCAUGUAUCCUCCCAUUGGGUCAUCCCAUCUCCACCCCUGCAGCAUCUCCGCUCAAACUGGCCGAGUUGGCAUUGACGGGUGUUCCUUUGCAGCCUCGUUGCAGCAUGCGCGCUUUGGUGGUUCUCCUACUUAUCCAGUCUGUGUGGGCUCAGCUUUUCGAGCUGUUCAAUCCCGACACAGGGAGCACAACAGCAACCAAAGCCCUUCGCGGCAACAGCACUGCCGUGACCUCGACUGCAGUUCCUGGUGUCGAGGGACGAGUGCAAGCCCGGAGGCUGGCCCGGACAAAUCGGAAGGGCAAGAAGCGAUCAAGCCAAAACUUUGUUGAUGAAGAGCAGGGCAAUGGCAAGGGCGCCGUGGAUGAGAAGAAGGCGCAAGCGGCCGCUGCAGGGGCAGCAGUCUUCGUUGCUGCAACCUUGGGCAACGACCUCCUUAAACUGAGCAUGGGCAUGGACAUUUAUGGUGAUCCCGAGGAAACCGAUGACGGCAUCUUCGCCGCUCCUUUGUACUUCCUCGACACCUUCCAUGGGUUGAUGACUGACGCCGCCUGA
Messenger RNA from Symbiodinium natans, 561 nucleotides. The record is from the annotation of a GenBank genome assembly. NCBI's taxonomy places the organism in Eukaryota, Dinophyceae, Suessiales, Symbiodiniaceae.